Molecule: messenger RNA, 1524 nt
Organism: Egretta garzetta (little egret)
Lineage: Eukaryota; Metazoa; Chordata; Aves; Pelecaniformes; Ardeidae
Gene: SLC16A9
Product: solute carrier family 16 member 9
Exons: 5
Coding region: 1-1524 (507 amino acids)
Biological process (GO): monocarboxylic acid transport; transmembrane transport
Molecular function (GO): monocarboxylic acid transmembrane transporter activity
Source: RefSeq, a predicted model, not a curated record
AUGGUAUUUCGGAAACCACCAGAUGGUGGCUGGGGCUGGGUGAUCGUUGUCGUUUCCUUCUUUACUCAGUUCUUGUGUUACGGAUCACCGCUGGCGGUGGGAGUCUUGUAUUUAGAAUGGCUGGAUGCUUUUGGAGAAGGGAAAGGCAAGACCGCUUGGGUUGGAUCACUAGCAAAUGGAAUCGGAUUGCUUGCCAGUCCUGUCUGCAGUAUAUGCGUGUCAUCUUUUGGAGCAAGACCAGUAGCAAUUUUCAGUGGCUUUAUGGUGGCCGGGGGCCUCAUGAUGAGCAGUUUUGCACCUAACAUAUACUUUCUAUAUAUUUCAUAUGGGAUUGUUGUUGGGCUUGGAUGUGGCCUUUUGUAUACCGCAACAGUUACCAUCACUUGCCACUAUUUUGACAAACGCAGAGGCCUUGCACUUGGUCUGAUUUCAACAGGCUCAAGUGUUGGACUCUUUAUAUAUGCAGCAUUGCAAAGAGAGCUUAUCGAUCUAUAUGGACUGGAUGGUUGUCUGCUAAUAGUUGGUGCACUGUCUCUAAAUAUAUUAGCAUGCGGCAGCCUGAUGAGACCACUGGAGUCAUCUGAUUCCCCUCCACCAGAAAAAACCUGUGUAGACAAAGUCCCAGAUCAAUAUUUUGUUUACCAUGAAAAAGAAAAGACUGUUGAAGAAAACAUAAGCAUCCUUGAAAAGGGCUACGUUGAUGAAAAAUGUGCGAACAAUAUGCCUGAUUACAAACAGGAUAGCAUUUUAAAUAAGAAUGUACUAAGCCCGAUAAAUGUAAAUGAGAAAGACACUUAUAAAAAGAAAGUUGUAGAACAGACAAACUUCUGCAAGCAACUCGCCAAACGGAAGUGGCAGCUCUAUUUGAACUACUGGGAGGAAACGGUUGUUCUUUUUAAGAACAAAGUAUUUUCAGCUCUCUUUGUUGCCAUCUUGCUUUUCGAUAUCGGUGGAUUUCCUCCUUCUUUGCUCAUGGAAGAUGUAGCAAGAAGUGCAAACAUUAAUGAAGAUGACUAUCAUAUGCCCCUUAUUUCCAUUAUAGGCAUUAUGACCGCUGUUGGCAAACUUACUUUAGGAAUACUGGCAGAUUUUAAGUGGGUUAACACUUUAUAUCUAUACGUAACUACCUUACUAAUGACAGGAGUGGCCUUGUUUGCAAUUCCAUUUGCCAAAAGUUACCUUACAUUAGCGAUGCUUUCUGGGAUUUUGGGUUUUCUGACUGGGAACUGGUCGAUAUUUCCAUAUGUAACAACGAAGACUGUGGGAAUUGAGAAACUAACUCAUGCAUAUGGGAUAUUGAUGUUCUUUGCUGGACUUGGAAAUAGCCUCGGACCACCGAUUGUAGGUUGGUUUUACGACUGGACGCAGGAGUAUGACACUGCAUUCUAUUUCAGUGGCUUUUGUGUCUUACUGGGUGGAUUUCUUCUGCUGUUGGCAGCCUUACCCUGCUGGAAUGCCUGUACCAGUCAGAGCUCAAAGCUGCCUCCAAACACUUACUCCUACAAAGUUGCAUCUAGCGCUUAG